Dipodomys spectabilis (banner-tailed kangaroo rat) is the source of this 4128-nucleotide messenger RNA. RefSeq names its product perilipin 4 (gene Plin4). Bases 16 to 4113 code for a protein of 1365 amino acids. Gene Ontology annotation, cellular component: plasma membrane. The record is from RefSeq and is a predicted model, not a curated record. The transcript has 10 exons. NCBI's taxonomy places the organism in Eukaryota, Metazoa, Chordata, Mammalia, Rodentia, Heteromyidae.
CCUGAGAUCGCCACUAUGUCUGCUGGGGAAGAAGGGAGCCGGGGCCGCCCCAAGUCGAAGGGCAAGACCCUGAGCAGCUUCUUCGGGUCCCUGCCUGGCUUCGGCGCUGCCCGGAACCUGGUGGCCAACGCCCGUGGCUCCGGGAAGGAGGCCCGGCCGCCCCCCGACCCCUCGGCCACGCCAGCUCGGGCCCAGGCGGCCCCGGAGCCGGAGCAGGUGGCCGGGGAACCGGAGAAGCUGCCGGAGCCUUCGGAUGAGCUGACCGCAGCGGCCCAGGCGGGCUCCACGACGACGCGGACCAAGGACGCCCUCUCCUCGGGGAUAACCAGCAUGCUGGACUCGGCCAAGGGUGUGGUCCAGGGCGGCCUGGACACCACACGGUCAGCCCUGGCCAGCACCAAGGAUGCAGCAUCUGAAGGGGUCCUGGGGGCCGUGGGGCUGGCCAAAGGGGUGAUGCAAGGGGGGCUGGACACCUCCAAGGUGGUCCUCACAGGUACCAAGGACACGGUGGCCACCGGACUCUCGGGAGCCGUAAACGUGGCCAAGAGCACCAUGCAGGUGGGCGUGGACACCAGCAAGACCGUGCUGACUGGAACGAAGGACACAGUGGCCACCGGGCUCACAGGCGCUGUGAACGUGGCCAAAGGGACAGUACAGACCGGCCUGGACACCACCAAGUCUGUGGUCAUGGGCACCAAGGACACAGUGGCCACUGACCUCAUGGGGGCUGUGGAUGUGGCCAAAGGGACAGUCCAAACGGGUCUGGACACUUCGAAAGCUGUCCUCACAGGCACAAAAGAUACAGUGGCCACAGGGCUCACGGGGGCCGUGAAUGUGGCCAAAGGCACAGUGCAGACCGGCCUGGACACCACCAAGAGCGUGCUGACCGGCACCAAGAAUACCGUGGCCCCUGGGCUCACAGGAGCUCUGAACAUGGCCAAAGGGACGGUGCAGACCGGCCUGGACACUUCAAAGACCGUGCUGACCGGCACGAAGGACACAGUCAGCAGUGGGGUCACUGGCGCCAUCAAUGUGGCCAAGGGGACAGUGCAGACCGGCCUGGACACGUCAAAGGCUGUCCUCACAGGCACAAAAAAUACAGUGGCCACCGGGCUCACAGGGGCUGCGAACAUGGCCAAGGGAACGGUCCAGACCGGCCUGGACACCACCAAGUCUGUGGUCAUGGGCACCAAGGACACAGUGGCCACUGGCCUCAUGGGGGCUGUGGAUGUGGCCAAAGGAACAGUCCAAACGGGUCUGGACACUUCGAAAGCUGUCCUCACAGGCACAAAAGAUACAGUGGCCACAGGGCUCACGGGGGCCGUGAAUGUGGCCAAGACGGCCGUGCAGGCUGGCGUGGACACCAGCAAGACCGUGCUGACCGGAACGAAGGACACAGUCAGCAGUGGAGUCACCGGCGCCAUCAAUGUGGCCAAAGGGACGGUGCAGACCGGCCUGGACACGUCAAAGGCUGUCCUCACGGGCACCAAAAACACAGUGGCCACGGGGCUCACAGGCGCCAUGAAUGUGGCCAAGAGCGCCGUGCAGGCUGGCGUGGACACCAGCAAGACCGUGCUGACCGGCACGAAGGACACAGUGGCCACCGGGCUCACAGGGGCUGCAAACAUGGCCAAGGGAACGGUCCAGACCGGCCUGGACACCACCAAAUCUGUGGUCAUGGGCACCAAGGACACAGUGGCCACUGGCCUCAUGGGGGCUGUGGAUGUGGCCAAAGGGACAGUGCAGACCGGCCUGGACACAUCAAAGGCUGUCCUCACGGGCACCAAAAACACAGUGGCCACAGGGCUCACCGGGGCUGUGAACGUGGCCAAGAGCGCCGUGCAGGCUGGCGUGGACACCAGCAAGACCGUGCUGACCAGCACGAAGGAUACAGUGGCCACUGGGCUCACAGGGGCUGCAAACAUGGCUAAAGGGACAGUCCAAGCGGGCCUGGACACUUCAAAGGCUGUCCUUACAGGUACUAAAAAUACAGUGUCCACGGGGCUCACGGGGGCCACAAAUGUGGCCAAGAGCGCCGUGCAGGCUGGCGUGGACACCAGCAAGACCAUGCUGACCGGCACGAAGGACACGGUCAGCAGUGGGGUCGCUGGCGCCAUCAAUGUGGCCAAGGGGACAGUGCAGACCGGCCUGGACACCACCAACAAGACCAUGCUCACUGGAACAAAAGACUCAGUCAGCAGUGGGGUCACUGGCGCCAUCAAUGUGGCCAAGGGCGCUGUCCAGGGUGGCCUGGACACUUCGAAAGCUGUCCUCACAGGCACAAAAGAUACAGUGGCCACAGGGCUCACGGGGGCCGUGAAUGUGGCCAAAGGCACAGUGCAGACCGGCCUGGACACCACCAAGAGCGUGCUGACCGGCACCAAGAAUACCGUGGCCCCUGGGCUCACAGGAGCUCUGAACAUGGCCAAAGGGACAGUGCAGACCGGCCUGGACGCUUCAAAGGCUGUCCUCACGGGCACCAAGAACACAGUGUCCACGGGGCUCACAGGCGCCAUGAAUGUGGCCAAGGGGACAGUGCAGACCGGCCUGGACACCACCAAGUCUGUGGUCAUGGGCACCAAGGACACAGUAGCCACCGGGCUCACAGGGGCCACAAACGUGGCCAAGAGCGCCGUGCAGGCUGGCGUGGACACCGGCAAGACCAUGCUGACAGGAACGAAGGACACAGUGGCCACCGGGCUUUCAGGGGCUGUGGACGUGGCCAAGAGCGCCGUGCAGGCUGGCAUGGACACCAGCAAGACCAUGCUGACCGGCACGAAAGACACAGUCAGCAGUGGGGUCACUGGCGCCAUCAAUGUGGCCAAGGGGACAGUGCAGACUGGCCUGGACACCACCAAAUCUGUCAUCCUGGGCACCAAGGACACAGUGUCCACGGGGCUCACGGGGGCCACAAAUGUGGCCAAGAGCGUCGUGCAGGCUGGCGUGGACACCAGCAAGACCAUGCUGACCGGAACGAAGGACACGGUCAGCAGUGGGGUCACUGGCGCCAUCAAUGUGGCCAAGGGCGCUGUCCAGGGUGGCCUGGACACUUCGAAAGCUGUCCUCACAGGCACAAAAGAUACAGUGACCACGGGGUUCACGGGGGCCGUGAAUGUGGCCAAAGAGACAGUGCAGACCGGCCUGGACACCACCAAGAGCGUGCUGACCGGCACCAAGAAUACCGUGGCCCCUGGGCUCACAGGAGCUCUGAACAUGGCCAAAGGGACAGUGCAGACCGGCCUGGACGCUUCAAAAGCUGUUCUUACAGGUACUAAAAACACAGUGUCCACGGGGCUCACAGGCGCCAUGAAUGUGGCCAAGAGCGCCGUGCAGGCUGGCGUGGACACUGCUGGUGCUGCGCGGAGUGGGGCCCCGGGCAGCCUCGACGGGGGCGGAGCCCACAGUGAGCUCAUGGAUGCACACGGGGUAGACAUAGCGCCUGCCGGGCUCUGCCAUGAGCUGCGAGGGCUGGGGGAGCUCUUCCACCCCAUGAGCGCCCAGGAGCAAGCCCAGCUGGAGGCCUCGGAGCCGGGGCCGAAGGUGCUCUCGGCUGACCAGGCCAGCUACUUCGUGUGCCUCGGGGACCUGGCCCCCGGCUUCCGCCAGCGGGCUUUCGAGCACAGCCUGAGCCACGUUCAACACAGUCAGUUCCAGGCCCGGGACGCCCUGGCCCAGCUGCAGGACGCCUUCCAGACGAUGCAGGCCGAGGUGCAGGCUCCAGGAGAGCAGCAGUGUGGAGAUGGAGAAGCUAGCCCCACAGCGGACCACACAGGGAACCAAGAGGCACCAGGCGCCGAGGCUCUGUCCAGGGUCUGCACCCUCCUCCGCCAGCUGCACUCGGCCUACAGCGGCCUGGCCUGCGGCCUGCGGGGCCUGUCGGAGCCCCAGCGGCAGCUGGGCCGUGCCCGCCACAGCCUGUGUGAGCUCUACAGCCUGGUGUCCUCCGUGGGCUCCGCCGUGGAGCUGCCAGCCGAGCGCCUGGCCCAGAGCCGGGAGGGUGUGAGCCGCGCGUGGCAGGGGCUGGAGGCACGGCUGGAGGCCCUGCAGCACAGCCCCCCGCUCGGCUGGCUCGUGGGGCCCUUCGCCUCGGGCCCCCGCGCGCACCCGCUGUAGGCAUCUGCGGCCCCA